Cinclus cinclus is the source of this 7738-nucleotide messenger RNA. RefSeq names its product immunoglobulin like and fibronectin type III domain containing 1 (gene IGFN1). The coding region runs from base 118 to 7725 and encodes 2535 amino acids. Lineage: Eukaryota; Metazoa; Chordata; Aves; Passeriformes; Cinclidae. The transcript is spliced from 28 exons. Gene Ontology annotation, molecular function: protein binding. The record is from RefSeq and is a predicted model, not a curated record.
CUGGCGUCAGAACAAAACCAUGGUCAUUCAUGUAACAAGGGAGUAAAAAUUUUAAAAGUAAGCAGGGGAGAACUUGUAAUCUGUUUGUGCUGACCCCAGAAAGCUGAGCAAAGCAUCAUGAGCAGCCAUCAGACAGUAAAAAUCUUCAAGAAAUCUCCUAUCCCAGGAGUUGCUAUCACUCAGUUUGUAAAUGAUGUUCCACAGGGAUGCAGUACACCUGAUUUUGAGAAGAAACCACUCACUCUGACACUCCAGGAAGGUAAAAAUGCCAUUUUCAGAGCUGUGGUCAAAGGUGUCCCAGCUCCUGAGGUGAAAUGGUCGCGUACACGGAAGGGAAUGGAUGAUCCUGCCAAAUAUGAAAUGUCCUUCAAUAGUGCUACAAAUGAAUUCAUUCUGCAGAUCAAGAGCCUGGUUCUGGAUGACAGUGAUUUGUAUCGCUGCUGUGCUGUCAAUGCCUAUGGAGAGGCCUCGUGCUGUGCUGGCCUCAGGAUCAUCCAAGUUGGCUUUAAGAGGAAGGCAAAAUAUGUUCCUGUUCAUGCUGCUGAUGAGCUCAAGAAGACACUCCUGGACUCCAAGAAGCUGCUGAGGAAGAGGGUUGCAGCACCAAAACCAAAGCCCCUGGACAAAGAAGCUGUGUGGCAGCUGUUGCUGCAUGCAGAUAAGAGAGAUUAUGAAAAAAUCUGUAUGAAAUAUGGAAUUGUUGACUUCCGUGGGAUGCUAAGGAAGCUGCAGGAGAUGAGAAAGGACACAGAAACUGAACAAGAAAAGUUAAUUCACAGUCUCAAAAACUUUGAACACAUCAGAGUCAAUAAGGAGGGAAACGCUACAUUCAGCCUGGAGAUGGAGCUGAAAAACAGCAACAGCAAUGUUUACCUGCUCAAGGAUGGCGAGCGGCUCCGGUACGGGAUGGGGGAUGAGUACAGGAAGCACUGCCUGAGGAGAGUUGGCAGGAGGUACUACUUCACUGUCAAUGAUGUGCAGCCAGAGGAUGCAGGGGUGUACCAGGUCAGGGUGGAGGACGUCCCUGUCUUCUCAACUGAACUGGAUGCUCAAGCCAUCCCAGCGCGGUUCCGGCAGCCGCUCUCGGACGUGUGCUGUGCCGAGGCCGGGGAUGCUGAGUUCCAGUGUGUGCUGUGCACGCCCUGCCACAAGCCCCUGUGGCUGCACAAGAGCCACCCCCUUCAGGCCAGUGACAAGCACCAGAUGUCUGUGACACCCGAUGGCCUGACCCACAAGCUGAUUGUCAGGAACGUGGGGCCCUCGGACAGCGGGCUGUACACGCUCGACGUGGGACAGGGUUCCUCCAGCGCCUGGCUCCUCGUGGAGUAUGCCAAAGGAAAGAGGCAGCAGGAUGAAGGAGAAAAGACUGAAAGGGAGACAUCUGAGUGGCUGAAAGAAACAAUGGCAGACAAUGAAAGGGCGAGGAAGCUUCGGCGACAAGAGCAAGCUGCUGCUGAAGAUCGUCCUUCCUUUUCCACAUCAUCUGGUGUGGAGAAAAGUGGCUGGUACAGAACUGGUCAAGGCAGCAGCCGAGGCAGGGGCCAAGGACACUCCAUUGAUUCUGAUGAUGGAAUCCAAAGAUUUUUGGGAAAAGAGGGGCUACGCAAAACCCACAUAAAUGGAGAGGUGGUGUCUGGGCAAUUUUCUGGAGCAGGCCUAGAUGGAGAUUCAGCAGCCAAUGAUGGCAGCAUCUUUGGACUAAAAGGCUUAGAAGGCAGAAGCAGGUUAAGGCCUGUCCAUAGCAUGGACUCUGUGUCAGGCAGAGCAGGUCCUGGUGGUGCAGUAGGAGGGGCAGGUGAAUGGAAUUCUGUGGAUGGCAGAGGUGAGGGUGUGCUGGGUGCUGCUAAUACUGACAUGGAUGAUGGAGAAGGUCUGGGCUCUCAGCAUGAGAAGGACUUAAGUGAUGCCAGUUACAGAGCUGGUUUUGGGGGUGCUGGCAGUUCGGGUGCUGGAAGUUCUGUGCCAGAUGGGCUUGAUCCUGAUUCAACUGGAGUGGGAGCCAGUGUGGGUGAUCUGUCCCCCCACAGCAAGGAUGGGCAUCCCACUGUGGGUGAUAUGAAUGGAGCAGGUAUAAACAGAGAGGGACAAACAAGAACUGUCUAUGGCAAGAAUGGCCUGACGCCUCAUGCUAGUGGUCACUUAGGGCAGACAGGAAGAUCUGGCUCAUUGUGUGGGCCCCGAGGCCUUCCAGGUGGAGAUCAGGCUAUACCUGGUGCUGGUGGCAAUUCCAGAGGAGAAAUGGAGGCUUUCUAUGGUCCAGAUGGUCAGGCACUGGGAGCAGGUGAUGGUGUUAGUGGUGCAGGAGGAUUUGGAUCUCCAUAUGGAAAGGAUGGUCUCCCAGCUGGAGCAGGUGCUGGUGUUAGUGGUGCAGGGGGGGUUGGGGGUCCCUAUGGAAAGGAUGGUCUCCCAGGUGGAGCAGGUUUUGAUGGGGCUGGUGGUGCUGGUUCUCCCUAUGGAAAGAAUGGUCUCCCAGCAGGACCAGGUGCUGGUGGUGGUGGUAUUGCUGGUGCUGGUGCAGGAGGAUUUGAAUCUCCAUAUGGAAAGGAUGGUCUCCCAGCUGGAGCAGGUGUUGGUGUUAGUGGUGCAGGGGGGGUUGGGGGUCCUUAUGGAAAGGGUGGUCUCCCAGGUGUUGGGGGUGCUGGUGUAGGGGGAUUUGGAGCUCCCUAUGGAAAGGAUGGUCUCCCAGCCGGGGUUGGUUUUGGUGGUGUUGGUGCAGGGGGAUUUGGAGCUCCCUAUGGGAAGGAUGAUUUUCCCAUUGGAGCAGGUGUUGGUAGCGCUGGUGGUGCAGGAGGAGUUGGGGGUCCCUAUAAAAAUGAUGGUCUCCCAGUUGCAGCAGGUGUUGGUGGUGCUGGUGGUACAGGAGGAGUUGGGGCUCCCUAUGGAAAGGAUGGUCUCCCAGGUGGGGCUAGUGGUGCUGGUGCAGGAGGAUUUGGAGAGGCUUUGUAUGGUCCAGAUGGUCGGACACUUGGAGCAGGUGUUGGUGCUGUUGGUGCAGGGGGAUUUGGAUCUCCCUAUGGAAAGGAUCGUCUCCCAGUGGGAGCAGGUUUUGGUGGGGCUGGUGAUGCAGGGGGACUCAGAUCUCCCUAUGGAAAGGAUGGUCUCCCAGGUGGGGCUGCUGGUGCUGGUGUUGGUGGAGCUGGUUCUGCAAGUGCCAGGGGAAUUGGAGGUCCCUAUGGAAAGGAUGGUCUCCCAGUUGGAGCAGUUGUUAGUAGUGCAGGGGGAGUUGGGGGUCCCUAUGGAAAGGAUGGUUUCACAGCUGGAGCAGGUGCUGGUGGUGCAGGAGGAGCUGGGGGUCCCUAUGGAAAGGAUGGUCUCCCAGUUGGAGCGGGUGCUGGUGUUAGUGGUGCAGGAGGAGCUGGGGGUUCCUAUGGAAAGGAUGGUCUCCCAGUUGGAGCAGGUGCUGGUGUUAGUGGUGCAGGAGGAGCUGGGGGUCCCUAUGGAAAGGAUGGUCUCCCAGUUGGAGCAGGUGCUGGUGUUAGUGGUGCAGGAGGAGCUGGGGGUCCCUAUGGAAAGGAUGGUCUCCCAGUUGGAGCAGGUGCUGGUGUUAGUGGUGCAGGAGGAGCUGGGGGUCACUAUGGAAAGGAUGGUCUCCCAGUUGGAGCAGGUGCUGGUGUUAGUGGUGCAGGAGGAGCUGGGGGUCCCUAUGGAAAGGAUGGUCUCCCAGUUGGAGCGGGUGCUGGUGUUAGUGGUGCAGGAGGAGCUGGGGGUUCCUAUGGAAAGGAUGGUCUCCCAGUUGGAGCAGGUGCUGGUGUUAGUGGUGCAGGAGGAGCUGGGGGUUCCUAUGGAAAGGAUGGUCUCCCAGUUGGAGUGGGUGCUGGUGUUAGUGGUGCAGGAGGAGCUGGGGGUUCCUAUGGAAAGGAUGGUCUCCCAGUUGGAGCAGGUGCUGGUGUUAGUGGUGCAGGAGGAGCUGGGGGUCCCUAUGGAAAGGAUGGUCUCCCAGUUGGAGCAGGUGCUGGUGUUAGUGGUGCAGGAGGAGCUGGGGGUCCCUAUGGAAAGGAUGGUCUCCCAGUUGGAGCGGGUGCUGGUGUUAGUGGUGCAGGAGGAGCUGGGGGUUCCUAUGGAAAGGAUGGUCUCCCAGUUGGAGCGGGUGCUGGUGUUAGUGGUGCAGGAGGAGCUGGGGGUCCCUAUGGAAAGGAUGGUCUCCCAGUUGGAGCAGGUGCUGGUGUUAGUGGUGCAGGAGGAGCUGGGGGUUCCUAUGGAAAGGAUGGUCUCCCAGUUGGAGCAGGUGCUGGUGUUAGUGGUGCAGGAGGAGCUGGGGGUUCCUAUGGAAAGGAUGGUCUCCCAGUUGGAGUGGGUGCUGGUGUUAGUGGUGCAGGAGGAGCUGGGGGUUCCUAUGGAAAGGAUGGUCUCCCAGUUGGAGUGGGUGCUGGUGUUAGUGGUGCAGGAGGAGCUGGGGGUUCCUAUGGAAAGGAUGGUCUCCCAGUUGGAGUGGGUGCUGGUGUUAGUGGUGCAGGAGGAGCUGGGGGUUCCUAUGGAAAGGAUGGUCUCCCAGUUGGAGCAGGUGCUGGUGUUAGUGGUGCAGGAGGAGCUGGGGGUCCCUAUGGAAAGGAUGGUCUCCCAGUUGGAGCGGGUGCUGGUGUUAGUGGUGCAGGAGGAGCUGGGGGUCCCUAUGGAAAGGAUGGUCUCCUGGCUGGGGCUGUGGCAGGAGCUGCUCAUUUUUCUGUUGGAGGUCAGGAAGCAAUGGGAUCUGGCCGUGGCAUGGAUGCCAUGCUAAGUGGAGCUCCAGGAUAUGCAGGAGGAGAGGGCUUUUCUGGGGAAGGCUUUGCACUGUGGGGUGCAGGGUCUCUCUAUGACAAGGACAGAGGGUCAGCUGUAGCCAUGGCUGGUGCAGGUGGAGUUUGGGGAUCAGGAAGGAAUGAAUGGGACUCAGUCAGUGGUAAAGGAGGUGUGGGAGGUGCUGGUGGACCAGGUGGUGAAUAUGGCCUGGAUGCACAUCUUGGCAGAUCUUUGAGAGGUCAAACUGGAAAGAGCACUGCCAGUGAUGUCAGAGGACCAGGGAACAAAGGUUCAGCUGGUGACAGAGGGUCAGGUCCAGGAGGAGACAGGGGAGAGGGCCAAGAUUUCAGACAGUUGGGUUCCCUUUAUGGCACAAAUUCUGCCUUUGGAGGAGCAGGGAGUAAAUCCCAUGACAGAUCUGUUGAUGGGAGUAGUUCAGGUGGGUUUGGUGAAGGUCCACUGAGUUAUGGCCAGAUGUCAGGUCCUUGUGGUGGACCUCCUUCAGCAAACCAGAGAAAUGAGGAACCUGGCCUGGAUCUUAAAGCAAACAAUUUCCUGAACAACACAGAAAGCACAGGACAAAGGAGACGGAGUGUCCUGGAUGAUCUCAAAGUCCCGCGCUGUUACCUCAACAAGCAGCUGGCAACCGUGCGAGUGCUGAAGGGGGACCCAGCUGAACUGUCCUGCACUGUCAGCAAGGACAAUGUGACAGGAACCUGGUUUAAGGAUGGCCUAAAGUUAACAAGCAUGGAUGGAGUUGUCUUUGAAAAGAAAGGUCUUGUCCACAAACUGAUCAUUAACAAAGUGGAAGAUAUUCAUGCUGGGAAAUACAGGUUUGAAGGUGGAGAUGUAAAAACUGAAGCUUCAAUUUUUGUUGAAGAUCCUCCCCAGGUGGACAAAAUCCUGCUCAAGAACUUGACCAGUGUCCCCACGGUGGCCAAGGCUGGGGAGGGAUUGAAGCUGCGGAUCCCAUUUGAGGGUCGGGGGCCCAUCAGGGCAGCGUGGCUGAAGGACAGGAUGGAGCUAGGGGAUGACACUAGGAUCCGUGUGGACAAGACAGACACCUGCACCAUGCUGUCCAUCUCCAGCUGUGACAGGAGGGACUGUGGGGAUUACAAAGUCAGGCUCAAGAAUGACAGUGGUGUCCUGGAGAUCAACCUAAAACUCAUGGUGAUAGACAAGCCACAACCUCCAGCAGGACCCAUCAAAACUGUGGAAAGAUCUGCUAACAACAUCACGAUCCAGUGGAAGCCCCCAGAGGAUGAUGGGGGCAAACCAGUGCAAAGGUAUCUCGUGGAGAGGCAGCAGGUGGGCAGGAACGACUGGGAGACUUUGGGAGAAACCCCCAGGAGCUGCACCAGCUUCACCACAAGCAAAGUGGAGGAAGAGAUGAGCUACUACUUCAGGGUGAGGGCUGUGAAUGCUGAGGGAGUGAGCGAUGCGCUGGAAUCAGAGGAAGUGAAGGCUGCUGGUAAAGCUUCCCCUGGUGCCCCAGAUGCCCCCGAGAUCAUCAGUACCAGCAGGGACACCAUUACCAUAUCCUGGAAAGCUCCUUGUAAAACUGGUGCUUCCCAAAUUACGGGAUACAUUGUUCAGAAACGCAAGAAGGGCACUGUGACCUGGCUGCCAGUCACCAACGUGCCUGUCAAAGACAAGAAGCUGAAGGUCACCAGCCUGAAGAAGGGUGUGCAGUACGAGUUCCGCGUGGCAGCUGUCAAUGCUGCUGGCACGGGACAGCCCAGUGACCCCUCCGAGCCCGCAUUUGCCCGGGACCCCACCAAAUCUCCAGGCCAAGUGCAGGACCUUAAAGUGAGCAGCAGUGACAGCACCAGUGUCACCUUGACAUGGAACAAACCUGAAGUACAAGAUGGGAAUGAUGUGAAAGGCUACGAGGUGGAGAUGAGGCCCUGUAACAGCCUUAGCUGGACCAAGUGCUUCACUCUCCCUGCAGAGAGCACCUCGUGCAGGGUCCAGGGCCUCCAGGCCAGGGAAAAGCUGUUCCUGCGCGUCAGGGCCCUCAGUGACGGUGGCCCCGGGGAGCCCUCGGAGCUCAAGGCUUGUGCUGGAGCUGCUGCUGCCGUGGUCUCUCCUAGGUUACUGAUAGAUGACACAGUGAAAAGCUUCCUGGUUAUAAAAGCAGGGAAUCCCAUCCGGGUGAAGAUUCCCUUUGAGGGAUCUCCUGAGCUGGUGGUGACCUGGUUAAAGGAUGGGCUCCCCCUUCCCAGCCAGGCUGUUGUGAGCACCGAGGAUGGAAGCACCCAGCUGCUGAUCAGGGCAGCCGAGUUCAGUGACAGUGGCACCUACACUGUGGAGCUUGGGGAUGAGCUGGGGAAAAGGGAAACCUUCAGCUUCCAGGUUCAAAUUGCAGAUAUCCCUCAGCCCCCUGGAGCCAUCCGGCUGGAGGAGAAUGUUCCCAACACAGUCACAGUGACCUGGGACCCCUCAGCAUCCGAGCAGUGGGAGAAGAACCUGUAUUACACAGUCCUGAAACGGGAAUCCCAGAAGGGUCUGUGGCAUGUGCUGGGGGACCUGAUCUACAACAACAAGUUCACCUUCACCAGGGUCGUCCCAGGCAGGGAUUAUUACUUCAGGGUUGUGGCAAAAAAUAACCUGGGAGCCAGUGAUCCAUCAGAUACUGUGCAGCCCUGGAGGAUCUGGAAAAAAAAGGCUGAAUUUCGAGUGAAAGCACAGAAAUACAGGGGAAUUAACCAGAACCAGCACCCGAGGUUCCUGGUGCCACUUAAGUCCCACGUGGUGGUGACAGGCAGUGAGUGUCACAUGAGCUGCGCCGUUGGAGGCCAUCCUCCCCCAAAAAUCACAUGGUAUAAGGACAGCAGAGACCUCUCCAGAGAUCCCAACUACUUCUGCACCAACGACUUUGGAGUGUGCUCCCUGGUGGUGCUGGGGGUCACCAAGCAGGAUGCAGGGGAGUACAUGGUGGAAGCCAGCAAUGAAGUGGGUCGUGCCUACAGCAAAGCCUUCCUCACCAUCAAAGACUCCUCUCUGUAGCGUGGCCCUGCUG